AUGCCAGCUAGCCAUCCUCUUCACAAUCAGGUCUCCUCCGCCCUUCAAACACGCCAUGGUAUCCCCGUAAACCCGCAGUGGCUGAAUACAUUCCUCACGUCGCGCGGGCCCAAUCCGCCACCGCUUCCAGCCCUUAUAUCCACGGCCCACUUCCGUAUUCUCGCAAGCGACAUCACGACGACCGUCGCUCCCACAAACGCUGCAGAAGCUUUCCCCGAAGGAGUUAUCGACGUGAAUGUCAAAGAACGACGACUCCAAGGCACAGUGAUCGCCCAAGUCCUGGACGUUCUAGACGUGGGCAGCAGCAAGUGGAGCCAAGUCGAAGCUAUUGAGCGGGUCGAACGGGGCGAGGAGGUGCGCGGACGAGAAGUCAUCCGGACCGUGGACAGCACGGGUAACGACAACGAGGACGAUGCGGGCGUCAAUGGCACUGGUGCACCACCGAGAGGUGCAAGUACAAACGCCACCUUUACGAAUUCUUUGUUCGCGAACACGAAACUCAGCGCUGGCCCGCACAAACUCCUUCUCCAAGACGCCCAUGGCACGAAAGUGCCGGCCUUCGAGCUGGUGAAGAUUGCAAAGAUUGGGCUCUCCACUUCUGCAUCUGCCACCCUUCCAGCUUCGGCUCGAAACGCCCAUGAAGACCCGGGCAUGUUCAUCGGAUGCAAAUUGCUUCUGAGGCCCGACACCGUCGUGAGGAGAGGAAUGGUCAUGUUGACGCCGGAUAAUUGUGUUGUGCUGGGUGGGAAAGUCGAGGCUUGGGAUAAGAAAUGGAAGGAGGAGAGAAAGCAGAGGCUGACCGCAUUAGUGAGGGAGGAGAAUGCUACCGCGGCCGGCUAG
This is a messenger RNA of Cladophialophora psammophila CBS 110553, 840 nucleotides long. RefSeq lists its product as uncharacterized. The record is from RefSeq and is a predicted model, not a curated record. NCBI's taxonomy places the organism in Eukaryota, Fungi, Ascomycota, Eurotiomycetes, Chaetothyriales, Herpotrichiellaceae. Bases 1 to 840 code for a protein of 279 amino acids. Gene Ontology annotation, cellular component: RecQ family helicase-topoisomerase III complex; nuclear body. The transcript has a single exon. Gene Ontology annotation, biological process: double-strand break repair via homologous recombination; resolution of meiotic recombination intermediates.